AUGUUGAUAUCGACAGGUAUUGGCCUGCUGGCAGAGAUCGCAGAAGUUUACUUUAUCAUACAUCUUGUUAUAUCAAGGUUAUUCUAUUUCGUCUGUCAAAUCUUGGCUUGGAAUUUGGUAUCCAUACAUUCUCUUAUCACCUCACUGAAAGAGCAGAGGGAAGCAGAUAUUGAUUUAAUGCUAUACGUGAUGCCUCUGCUCUUCAAUAAGCAAUUUAUAAUGGUGACUCUGUGUCUGAAAGCUCAAUCUCUAUCUACAAAAUUAGAAGAAUCAAGAAAACUAUGUAUCGACAUCGUUUCAUCAUGCCUUAAUGACUGCAAAUCCCGGGAGUAUGCUAAGCAAAUUAUAUUACUGGUCGAAGGAAGACGAAGCUUGUCCAUUUACAACAUAUUCACGUUGGGCACUCGACUGCCCUUACAUCUGCUAGCUGUUACUGCUAGUUAUACCAUUGUGCUUUUGCAGUUUGCUUUACUAUAA
Spodoptera littoralis (African cotton leafworm) is the source of this 477-nucleotide messenger RNA. Lineage: Eukaryota; Metazoa; Arthropoda; Insecta; Lepidoptera; Noctuidae. The record is from the annotation of a GenBank genome assembly.